AUGGCAAUACGAUACCUAAUCCUACUCUCCCGGCAGGGUAAAGUGCGUCUGGCUAAAUGGUUCUCAACUCUCUCUCCAAAGGACAAGGCAAAGAUCGUCAAGGAUGUAUCGCAGCUCGUGCUAGCCCGUCGCACGCGGAUGUGCAACUUCAUUGAGUACAAAGACACCAAGAUUGUGUAUCGCCGUUACGCGUCGCUCUAUUUCAUCGCCGGUAUAGAGUCGACGGAUAACGAACUCAUCACGCUUGAGAUCGUCCAUCGCUUUGUGGAACAGAUGGACAAGUACUACGGCAACGUCUGCGAGCUUGACAUCAUCUUCAACUUCCAGAAAGCCUAUUUCAUCCUUGACGAGCUUCUUCUUGCUGGUGAGAUGCAGGAGAGCAGCAAGAAGAAUGUGCUACGCUGUAUAGGGCAGCAAGACAGCCUUGAAGACAUGGAGGCCGAAGACGACGGUGUCACAAGGAUCGGCUAG
Molecule: messenger RNA, 471 nt
Organism: Verruconis gallopava
Lineage: Eukaryota; Fungi; Ascomycota; Dothideomycetes; Venturiales; Sympoventuriaceae
Exons: 5
Coding region: 1-471 (156 amino acids)
Biological process (GO): vesicle-mediated transport; intracellular protein transport
Cellular component (GO): membrane coat; AP-1 adaptor complex; intracellular membrane-bounded organelle
Molecular function (GO): clathrin-cargo adaptor activity
Source: RefSeq, a predicted model, not a curated record